UUUAUAAUCAAAAAUAUAAUGUAAUUUGGCCUGUAUUUUUUUACACUGUUUAAAUUUUGAUUUUUUCUUCCCGUUUAAAUUUUUUGUAGUUUUUCCCCUCGCUAAAUUUCCAGUAUGUCUAAACAAGAAAGCUCCAGUCUCAUAAACCGUCAAACGGGAAAACAAACUCCGGUUGUGACCAACAUUGCCCUGCCCCUUUAUCCCAUCGAUCAUGUGGAUGGGGCGUCCAAAAACCGAAACCCCUUCAACGUCAUACCUGUUUACGAUUAUCACAGUUACAUGGACAGGCUGUUGAAUGACCCCGAUGGAACGAAAGAGGAUUACGCCAACUCGCGUAGAAGGCGAACGGAAAGCAGCUUUCCCUCUUCGAGCGAUGACGACAACGAGUCCCUCGAAAGUUUCGACGAGGACGAAGACGAUGACGAGAAACCCUCCACUCCGCAAUCGAAAUUGAUCGAAUUGGCAUCCAUAAUCGGCGUGGAUGUCGUCCCGGACAAAAGUACCCCUUACCAAAACAAAUUCACCUUUGCCCCUAAAACGAGGAGGAAGAGAUGGCCGGGGGUUGAACUGCCGAAACAAGGGACUCGUCGUCUGAACAAGAACCAGACGUUGAGGCACAGAAUCCUCACGAUUUGGAAUGUCGCUUACGCUAUUAGAAAAAAAAUUGAGGAGAUCGAGAUAGCCGAGGCGGACGUAGAUAUCGAACCGGAACCGUACAAGGAAGAACCGGAAACGGAAGAAGAAGAAGAGAACCUAGCGCAUGAGCUUCGAAAAAUGAAAAACCUUUGGUGGAAAAUGGGACGGGACGAGGACCUUCCGGUGGAUGUCCAACUGGCGGAUCGAUACGUGCGAGCAAGCCCGAAACUCUCAGAGAACUCUCCCGUGCACAUCCAGCGGGAAAUGCAACAAUGCAAGGAAUUCCAGGACUACUUGGACAACCAUGGUGUCUCGGAGUUGAUAAUCGGGAUACUCAUGAUGCUCUACACAAAACCCUGCUACCCGGAAGGAGCCAAAGAGCUGCUCAGGCUCGGACUAGGUGGAAAACCGACGGAAGUAGCGACUGCAGCUGACGUACUCAAAGAAAUAGAAGAAGCCCAAGACAGAAUCAGCGACUUAGAGGGCGAGUUGUACGAUUACAGAGUGCAAGUUUUACGACUCCUUAAGGAAGACGCGUACGACGAACCUGACGACCCAACGGUGUCAAAGACGCCCAUCAGAAGAAUGGAAUACCUCUUGAAGGCCUUCCAAUGCCGAUCGAGGCCGAGUGAUGUUGACUUCAACAUGCUGUAUGACUUGAGUGAGUUGCCCGGUUUGGCCAAAUACAAGAUCAAGUUGCCUAAAGAAUUAGACGCCCUCGGCCGGGGACUCGCCGUCGGUUCUUCUAUGGGCAAAGCCGAAAUCGGAGUCAACACGAAAAAAUGGAUAUUAGGACCGCCUAUGGAUCAUUCGACCGAACUCCACUAAAACUAAAAAAAUAGAAAAAAAA
Molecule: messenger RNA, 1486 nt
Organism: Cimex lectularius (bed bug)
Lineage: Eukaryota; Metazoa; Arthropoda; Insecta; Hemiptera; Cimicidae
Exons: 6
Coding region: 115-1464 (449 amino acids)
Source: RefSeq, a predicted model, not a curated record